AUGGUGAAGAGGAGCAAGAAGAGCAAUAGCAAGCGCGUCACGCUGCGGCAGAAGCACAAGGUGCUGCGCAAGGUGAAGGAGCACCACCGCAAGAAGCGCAAGGAGACCAAGAAGGAGAGCAAAGCCGGCGGCCAGCGGAAGAAGGUCGAGAAGGACCCCGGGUUCCCCAACGAGUGGCCCUUCAAGGAGCAGGAACUCAAGGCGCUCGAGGCCCGACGCGCGCAGGCGCUCCAGGAGCUCGAGCUCAAGAAGGCGGCUCGCAAGGAGAGGGCUCGGAAGAGGAAGCUAGGAUUGCUUGAGGAUGAGGACAUUGCUAAUUUGGCAUCUGCAGCUUCCGUGCAGGGCAGUGAGUUUGCAGCAAAGGAUAAUGCUCCUUCAGCAGUGGCAAAGGGCAACGAUCAUUCUGAGAGGUCUUUCUACAAGGAGCUUGUUAAAGUAAUUGAAGCUUCCGAUGUGAUUCUUGAGGUUCUUGAUGCAAGGGAUCCGCUGGGCACCCGUUGCAUUGACAUGGAAAAGAUGGUUAGGAAGGCUGAUCCAAGUAAACGGAUUGUACUGCUUCUCAACAAGAUAGAGAAUCUAAUCAGAUUGCUCAAGAAUUAUUCCAGAAGCCAUGAGCUCAAACUGGUAAUUACGGUGGGUAUUGUUGGACUUCCUAAUGUUGGCAAGAGCAGUCUGAUCAACAGCCUGAAGAGGUCCCGAGUGGUUAAUGCUGGUUCCACUCCAGGGGUUACUAGAUCAAUACAAGAAGUUCAAUUAGACAAGAAGGUGAAGUUGUUGGAUUGUCCCGGUGUUGUUAUGCUCAAAUCUUCCAACAGUGGUGUGUUUGUAGCCCUUCGAAACUGCAAAAGAGUUGAGAAAAUGGAAGAUCCAGUCACUCCUGUUAAGGAGAUCCUAAGUAUUUGCCCACAUGAGAAGUUGCUGUCUCUGUACAAGGUUCCAAGCUUCGGUUCAGUUGAUGAUUUCCUUCAGAAAGUAGCAACUAUACGGGGGAAAUUGAAAAAGGGUGGUGUAGUGGAUGUUGAAGCUGCUGCGAGAAUUGUGCUUCAUGACUGGAAUGAAGGUAAAAUACCAUAUUUUACACUGCCACCUAAAAGAGAUGCUGGAGAGGGCUCAGAUGCAGUGAUUAUAUUAGAAGAUGGGAAAGAAUUUAAUAUUGAUGAUAUUUACAAAGCUGAGUCUUCAUAUAUUGGUGGGAUUGAUGAAGAGAUGCUAGAGGAUGGCAAGAAACCGAGUGAACCCGUCCAGGAAACUGACGUGAAUGGUCGCGAAGGAAGCAAGGCAGCCAGUGCUAGCACACAGAACGACAAGUUGUACACUGCCGAGGGCAUACUCGACCCUCGCAGGAGGAAAGCAGAGAAGAAACGACGCAAGGCGAACAAGUUCAGCGUGCUGAACGACAUGGAUGCGGACUAUGAUUUCAAGGUGGAUUAUCAGAUGGAGGACGCGGCGGCCGCUGGUGAGGACUGUGAGAGCAACGGCGCACACGCAGAUGAUGAAGAUGGGGACGGAGCCAAGGAUAAUGAACCGAUGACCAGUGUCGAUGAUGCGUGA
Miscanthus lutarioriparius is the source of this 1551-nucleotide messenger RNA. The record is from the annotation of a GenBank genome assembly. Lineage: Eukaryota; Viridiplantae; Streptophyta; Magnoliopsida; Poales; Poaceae.